Molecule: messenger RNA, 1839 nt
Organism: Vicia villosa (hairy vetch)
Lineage: Eukaryota; Viridiplantae; Streptophyta; Magnoliopsida; Fabales; Fabaceae
Exons: 2
Coding region: 1-1839 (612 amino acids)
Molecular function (GO): zinc ion binding
Source: RefSeq, a predicted model, not a curated record
AUGUUUUGUAAUCAUGAAUUUUCUGGAUACGACUCGAUUGAGUUGUAUGUUCUGCUCCAACAACCAAACGAGAGCCAGGUCGUUGAUCCCAUCAAAGUAGAACAAGCUGAGGUCGAUGUAAAUGAUGAAGACGAAGAAGAUCCAGAGUUAGCAUUUGAUGACAUGGUGAACGAUGAUUAUGAAGACGAUGUUGAAGGUGUAAUACCUCCAAUUUCAACAUACACACCACCGUCUCACAUGUCGAACGUUGACAUGGCCGGUGAUGAACCCUCAUCAGACAUAUUCCACAACGUCUGCAUGCAGUCAGAUGCAACUUUAAAAGAGAAAGAUAGUUUUCUUUCGAAGGAUGAGUGCAUGCGAGCAAUAAAAAAGUUCCACAUGUUAAACUCUGUGGAUUUUAAAGUGGACCGAACAAAUGCAGAACGGAAAGCAUGGUUAGCAAAAACCAAGGCGAUUGAACAAGUAUACGAUAAUUGGGAGGAAUCAUACAAAGAGUUACCCCGCUACUUAAAUGCACUCUGCACUUAUGCUCCUGAUACUGUUUAUGAGAUGGAAACAUUGCCCGCGUAUGCCCCAAAUGGUACUCUUGUCAGCGGAAAUGGAAUAUUUCGUCGUCUAUUCUGGGCCUUCCAACCUUGCAUCAGAGGGUUUGCAUUCUGCAAACCUAUUAUUCAAAUAGAUGGAACGUGGUUGUAUGGAAAAUACAAAGGCACCCUACUGAUGGCAGUCGCACAAGACGGAAACAGCAACGUCUUCCCAAUUGCAUUCGCUCUAGUCGAGGGAGAGACCGGUAGAGGUUGGAGUUUCUUUCUAAAAAAUCUCAGAACACACGUGGCUCCGCAAGCUGGUCUCUGUUUGAUCUCUGAUAGACAUGCUUCUAUUGUGAGUGCAUACAAUAACUCGGCUAAUGGUUGGCAUGACCCCCCUUCUACGCAUGUCUUCUGCAUUAGACAUAUUGUACAAAAUUUCACGCGAGAAAUUAAAGACAGGGCUCCUCGAAAAUUGGUUAUGAACGUAGGGUAUGCAUUAACUCAACCAUCUUUCAAACAUUACCGUAGAGAGAUCAGACUGUUAAAUCCAGAUGCAGGUACUUGGAUUGAUAAUAUUCCAGUGGAGAAGUGGACUAGGUCAUACGACAAUGGACAUCGAUGGGGACACAUGACAACAAAUCUUGUUGAAUCAAUGAACGGUGUCUUCAAAGGCAUACGACACCUCCCUGUAACCGCUUUGGUAAAAUCAACAUAUUUUAGGAUGGCUUCAUUGUUUGCACAAAGAGGUGAAAGGUGGGACGUUGUUUUACGAGCUGGACAAUUGUGGAGUGAAUGUUGCACAAGAUUUAUCAAGGCAGAAGGUGCGAAGGCCAACACACAUAUGGUUACAAGGUUUGACCGACAUAACCAAAAUUUCAUGGUCAGAGAGACAAUCGACCACGGCGAAGGGCUACCAAGACAAGAGUAUAGGGUUCUACUAGAAGAACGUUGGUGUGAUUGCGGAAAGUUUCAGACAUUUCGUAUGUCUUGCUCCCAUGUCAUUGCAACAUGUGCCCAUUCUCACUUAGAUGCAUUAGCACUCCUGUCUCCCAUUUACAAGUCUGAGACCUUGCUCCACGUAUACAUCAAUGGCUUUGCAGUGGUAGCAAAAGAGGAUUAUUGGCCUGCGUACGAGGGGGAAAUUGUUUGGCACAACGACCAAAUAUGGAGAAAUAAAAAGGGUCGUCCCAAAAGCAAGUGUAUCACAACUGAAAUGGACGAGCUCGAUAAGCUAGAAAGAAAGUGUGGUUUAUGUCGCCAAGUCGGACACAAUAAAAAAAAUUGUCCUAAUCGUGCAAGUGGUUCUUAG